Messenger RNA from Theobroma umbraticum, 408 nucleotides. NCBI's taxonomy places the organism in Eukaryota, Viridiplantae, Streptophyta, Magnoliopsida, Malvales, Malvaceae. The record is from RefSeq and is a predicted model, not a curated record.
AUGUCUGCAGAUCUCGAAUUGUUCCAGGAUUUGACCAAAAUAAAACUACCCCAACUCAAGAUUCAAUCUUCCAAUGGGAUUGGUGCCGUAAUUCAACAAGAAAGCAACAAUCAAGACAGCGGCAAUGAGUGUACGACGCCAACCUCGGAAGAAAGCAAGAUCCCAGCUGUUCUGAAAUGUCCACCAGCACCAAAGAAACCUAAGAGGAGAACUGUUUCAUGCAAAAGAAAGCUGUCUGAUCAGCUUCAGUUCUUCGAGAUCGUUAACAGGGAAGAAGUUGAGGCGUAUCUCAAAGCUGGUUUUGGUAGCUCAAAGAGAAGGUGCCCAUGUAAGGAAGACAAAAGCAGUGGUAUUGAAUUGAUGAAGCCUGGGGUCCAUGUUGGAGUAAGAGAUACACAAUCUGUGUAA